Molecule: messenger RNA, 2127 nt
Organism: Ilex paraguariensis (yerba mate)
Lineage: Eukaryota; Viridiplantae; Streptophyta; Magnoliopsida; Aquifoliales; Aquifoliaceae
Source: the annotation of a GenBank genome assembly
GCUUUUCAUUUGAAUUUCAAAUUGUAAGUCUUAAAACGAUCGCAAUAAAGUUUUAGCUUUUUUCGGUUUCUAUUCGAGUUACUGCUCUAGGUUCUUCGUUCUCAUACUGCGUCCGCCAUGGGAGAACCUACUUGUGUUGUGAAUCCUUUCUCUUAUGCUUCUGGCUUAUCCAAUGAAGCUCAUCAGGGAAACCCCAUGCCUGCUCUUGGAGAGUCUAUCUCUUUUGGAAGGUUCAUGUCGGAGUCCUUGGCUUGGGAAAAAUGGUCCACAUUCUCUCACAAUCGCUACGUUGAAGAGGCCGAGAGGUAUGCGCAACCAGGCUCAGUUGCCCAGAAGAAGGCUUUCUUUGAAGCUCAUUACAAGAGAAUUGCUGCCAAGAAGGCAGCAGCCUUGCUCGAGGAACAAAAUGCUGUCAGUAACAACAUUGGUGCAGAAAUUGAAGGUGGAGUUCGUGAUAGUACCACCCAUGAUUCACAAACAGUGGAUUUGAAUUCCCAAGUGGCUGUUGAUGAACACGAGGCGGCCAAGACCCAAGUUACUGAGGUGGAAUUCACCGGCAAGGCGGAUGUAUAUGAUUCGAAUGUUGUACUAGUUGAACCAGAAAAUGGCAAGAUGGAAGGAGCUGAUUUGGUCACAACAAACGAGGAUCUAGGAGCAAAUCCCACAAAGGACGAGUUAUAUAACCAGCUUGAGAAUCAGAAAAUGGGUUCUGGGGAGCUUAUUGGAACACCACAAAUGGAGAAACCUCUGUUGAAGAGUUCCAGAUCUAAUCAAGAGGCUUCCUCCCCUGUGAGCAAGAAGAAACCAUUUAUGUCUUCCUUGAAGUCAUCAAUUUGCCAUAGACCAUCUAAAGUUCCAUUUUCUCCUGCCAAGACCGCGGUUACUAUUCAUGCCCGGAAAGAGAACAUCGCUCCAACACCUAGGAAGCCUGCAAUAGACUCUAUAGACAAAAAUGGACCAACUCCAAAAUCACUACGUUCAUUAAUUAACUUUACUCCGUCCAGGGAACCUAAUAAAUUUACUAACCCGGGUAGCCGGAUGACAGAAAGUUCAAGAGUUGCUCUUAGUGCUUCUAAGGCAACUAAAGAUUGUGAAACUCCUCUAAGGACUCCAAAAAUGGUUUCUGUGAAUGGAGUGCCAAAGCAUCCUUCAGCAACCCCCUGUUCAGAAAAUAGAAGGAUCAAAACACCAGUUGAUCCCACAGCCUCUGGAAGCAAACCAUCUGGCCCAAAAUGGCAACUCCUAUCUGCAGUUUAUACCAAGUCCGUGAGUGCCUGCCGAAAAAAAUUACAGUCUCCCACUUUGUCCACUCCAUUUACUUUGAGGACAGAGGAAAGAGCUGCAAGAAGAAAGCAGAAGCUUGAAGAGAGGUUCAAUGCCAAGGAGGCACAAAAAGUGCAGCUGCAAACAAAAUUAAAGGAAAAAGCAGAAACAGAACUUAGAAAACUGCGCAAAAGCUUCUGCUUCAAAGCUCGGCCAUUGCCUGAUUUUUACAAGGAAAGAGACAUACCAAAAAAUCAGAUAAAGCAGACUCAGCUGACUCAUCCUCAGUCACCUAAACUAGGAAGAAAGCCCAGUGAAGCUCAGUGCAAAGCACAGUCGCACAAACUCCAACGUCUUUGAGCAAGAACAUUGGUUCUGAGAGUGUGUUGGAAAAGAAAAGUAGAAAACCCCACUCCUUCUCUCGCUGCCCAACAAGAAAUGAUUAUGCACGAGAACACUUCUGCUUCACUGUGGGUGCUAAAUUGGGUAUCACAAUUGAGGAGGCUGGACACCAGAAAUUAAAUACAGAGAUUGUUUUCCGGCUUCCUGUCAGCAGUAGUAUGGAAGCAUUGUUACAUUUCGUGGUUUGUACCUUAGAAGAGUUAGUUUAUGAGAAACUGUACUAAGGAGCAUACUAUUUGUUAUGGGAAUAUAAACCUGUCCGUACAUUACAAGAUGCUGCAGGGUAGUUAACCAGUCCAUCUGUGGAGGUACUCAAAACAUGACCAAAGGAACUAUAGAUGGGCAUUUGAGGUCCUAUAUACAUUAUGUCUAGAUUGAAGACCUUUUAUCUUGGGCAAGUUAUUUUAGUUUACAAAUCAAACCAAAAACGCCUCUUCAUCCACUCAGUUGAUGAGUUCCAGA